Phyllopteryx taeniolatus (common seadragon) is the source of this 606-nucleotide messenger RNA. RefSeq names its product S100 calcium binding protein S (gene s100s). The coding region runs from base 255 to 602 and encodes 115 amino acids. NCBI's taxonomy places the organism in Eukaryota, Metazoa, Chordata, Actinopteri, Syngnathiformes, Syngnathidae. The record is from RefSeq and is a predicted model, not a curated record. Gene Ontology annotation, molecular function: calcium ion binding. The transcript is spliced from 4 exons.
GACUUUUGGGGGUGAGGAGGAGGAGCAGCACGAAUGAGGUGAUAUUUAAGCCACUGUCCCACUCUCUCCUCGUCCAUCUCUUCCUUGGCUCUCUCUCGCUCCAUCUUCACCUCGUCCAGCACUCAGGAGACCCUUUGCCAGUCGAGGUGAAGUUACUGUAUUUUCUUCGUAACCACAACCCAAACUGAUGUACAGUGACUUUGUGUGUCUGUGCACAGUCUCCACAGCAGCGCGGUAGCAGCAGAAGCGCCGAGAUGCCCGACACAAUCAUGUCCAAGGAACCCUCUUCCAACCUGGAAAGCGCCAUGCAGAUGCUCAUUAAAACUUUCCACAAGUACUCGGGCAAGGAGGGUGACAAGUACACGCUGAGCCGAGGCGAGCUCAAGGAGCUGCUGCUGGAAGAGCUGGGAAGCUACUUGGGGAACUCCAAAGACAAUGAGGCGGUGGAGAAGGUCAUGAACGACCUGGACGCCAACAACGACGGCGAGGUGGACUUCACUGAGUUCAUCAUCCUGAUGGGCGCGCUCACCGUGGCCUGCAACGACUUCUUCCUAGAAUUCAAGACGGACGACAAGCCCAAGGGCGGCCAGUUGGCGGAGUAGAAGG